Molecule: messenger RNA, 8043 nt
Organism: Bubalus bubalis (water buffalo)
Lineage: Eukaryota; Metazoa; Chordata; Mammalia; Artiodactyla; Bovidae
Gene: HOXB6
Product: homeobox B6
Exons: 2
Coding region: 6739-7413 (224 amino acids)
Biological process (GO): regulation of transcription by RNA polymerase II; anterior/posterior pattern specification
Cellular component (GO): nucleus
Molecular function (GO): RNA polymerase II cis-regulatory region sequence-specific DNA binding; DNA-binding transcription factor activity, RNA polymerase II-specific
Source: RefSeq, a predicted model, not a curated record
CCCUGGUGGUUAUAAUGCAGCAUUCUUUUGGACACCACACCUAGGUCGGAGCACUGUCGUCCUUCAGGGCUCCAGCCUCUUGAUAUUUUUAUACUUCAGUAUCAGCUCGAUAAAGCAAAAGAGAGAGAGGAAAACCGAGGGGGAGAGAAAAGAAGAGAGAGCGGGAGAGAGAGAGAGAGAGAAGGAGGGGUGGGAAUUACACAAAAGAGAGAACCAAAAAUAAUUUUAAUUUCUAAGUUAAUUUGCUUGCUGAUCUGGGAUUUUAGUCAUCAUGGAGAGUAAAUGGACAAUCUGCCCAGGACUGCAGCCUGAUACCAUUUUUCAAAGCCAGAACUUACUCCAUUUUCUAUGCAAAUAUCGGAAAAGCGAAACACCCUCUCUCCCAAGUCAGAGAAGGGGAAGCAACGGCUCUCAGGUUGGGACAAUAUUAUCUGGAAGAUGAAGAAGAAACCGAACGCUCUUCCCCGCCCCCCUUUCUCCCACCCCUUUCAAUCGGAGGAAAGAAACCCCAAGGUCUGCAAAGGUAAGGGAGAUUCUACAAUUUUCUUCUUAUUCUUUUGCACCGGUUUUGUAGGGGGUGGGGCUUGGGUUUGUCUCUCUCCCCCCUCUUCCAAGACAGGGCUGAACCCCACCUCUGGGCGCUGCAGGGAGAGGCUUCCUAGGAAAUUCGGUGGCUGAGAGAGGGAUGGUUGCUUCCUGGAGGAGAAGCAAGGCAGGGAAGACGGUCGGAGGAACCGAAAGGGGCCACGGGAGGCGAGCUCUAAGUGGCAUUUUUAAGCUGAGAGAAGACGUUUAAGCUAGAGGGCUGCGAAAGAAAAGAUAGGGGGUGUCUGGACUUGAGGUGCCUGCAUAAAGCCGGUUGCUACGGCCUCUGUGGGUUUGCGCCCCCUCCCCCUCCCACCAUCUCUCCCUUGUUCCGGCCUCCCCCAAUUGCCCCGGCGCAGUUCUCUUGCCCGGUGCGGGUACGGGUAUCCGUGGCUUUCCGGCACCGUUGGCACGAGGGGCGGUGGCGCUGAGAGACGUCCUGGUCUCUGGAGGGCCUGGAAUCUCCGUUGAGGCCAGCAAGGGCGAGCAGGCGGCUAGAGAGAUACAGAAAGAACAAUUCACGGAGAAGUACUCAUUAUCUCCCUUCGGAAACAUUUCUGAAAUUAAAGGGCUGUGGUUGGAGGCACCCAAAUUGAGGGAAACCCCCUCCUCCCAAGAAGCCUGCCUGAAAAUGCUCAGCUCUUUGGCCACUCCCGUAGGAGGGAGGCUCGCUCUGCAAGGAGACAAUUUUGUGUUUUUUAACGCGGUAGGUUACAGCGUGUUGGUUUCUGUGUAAUACUGGUUCUGUACCUUGUGUUUUAUUGAUAUGGGAUGUGUGGAUUUCUGUGGAGGAGAAAAUUGCCAUGUGUGUCUGAUGUGGAAACGUUUCAAACUUUCCUGGAUCCAAAUGUGAUCGUGAAGAAGCUGUUUAAAACGUUGUUGUUUUAGGUAUGGAAACAAAAAAGAAAAAUAAAGAGAAGAAAAUUAAAAGAAAUUCCCAUUAGGGGAUUUGAUAGUGCCUGGACUAGAAAGCUGCCUGGCAAUGAGCUCAGACAGCUAGUCUUGUCCCUCAGGCGCCUGAUUCCAUUCCUCAGCCAGGCCUGGGGUAGGGGGUAGGGGGUAGGGGGUAGGGGGUGGGGGGUAGGGGGUGGGGGGAGCCGGGAGAAGAACCGUGGAGCGGGAAGCCUAGAUUCCUAAAGUAGCUGGUGGGGUUGAAGAAGGCGCCAGUCCCUAGGUGAAAACUUAAAAAUAGAGAGGGGUUCUGGGGAAGCUGCCAGCUGAGAGAUAAGGGACUUAGGGCUCGGAGAGCAGGAGAGACUGUGAUUUAGUUUGGUUUGCAGAAAUAGGUGAUUGCUUUCCUCUUUUUAAGGACCAGAUGCAGAGAUUUCAAUCUCGGGUCUCUGGUGGCCCAGGGAUUGCAGGGUCUGGAUGCGCAUAGGGGAAUAUUGGCCUUCUCAAAACUGAGCUGAGAAGAGAGAAAGCCACUUGUGGCGCGGGAGGGGGCCCCUGGUGGCACAGGUAGAUGCCCUCGAAGCAGGCCCAGUAUGGGUGCCUGAAGGGACCCCUCGGCUGCGAAGUCAGAGAAGUUCUCGGCCAGCACCCGCGGCACUCGGAGCCUAUUCUCAAAGGAAAAAUUCCCCAAACCUACCCAGACUAAAGGUCUUUUUCUCCUGUAGUCUUGCCGGGGUAUAAAUCAUCCCUUAGACAGUUCGCUCUGACCCAAAUUAUGCGGUUUGCUGCCAUCUACCGUCGGUUUGGAGACAUGCGGCUUCGGCGCCGCAAGCCCGGCGACGCUGCCUGAACCCGGCCCCACGCUCGGAGCCCUCAGCCGCUCAGGUUCGGCGGGAUUCUGGAGACUUUCGGGCCAGAUUAUCACCUUCCGCUGGAUCUUGGUUCCAGCUUGCCCACAUGUGGAUUGGAAAACGAGGAUCCCUCUCUCUUGUCAGGCCCAUCCCAGCUCCAAACCUGGCGGCUGGCUGGGGGAAGCGGCUUUUUUCUAGGGCAUAUUUUAAAAGGACUAAUACUGCAUCUGGCGGGCACGGGGCCCUGAAUCAAAGGGUUGGGGGAUCAGAGUCGAGAGCCCUCUCCCCAAUGUCCCCGACAAACUCAGGAGGGGAUCACCAGGGCCGCUAGAGAGAUCCAUCCGAGGCCAAGGCUGUUCAAGGUUUAUUUGGUUUUCUUUUCGGCCAAGGGAGGAGUUCUGCAGGGGAGGCGCCGGUCCGGGCAGUUCCACUCGGUUGUCAAAAGACAAACCGAGUCUGUGUUCUCCGGGUUGACUGGUGGGUCUUGCCAGUUCCUUGGCCGGUUGAGUGUAUGGUGAAAGAACUGAACCGAGCUUUCUGGAAAUUGUUGGUGUCUGCAAGUGAGUGUGUGUCCCCUUCCCCAUUCCCAAUCAUUUCAAGCGAAAUCGACACAAACAUGCUUUGGGAAAAAGCGGGGAGAGGGGAUCAAUCAUUAAGGAAGCAAACCAUUGUAAUUUCCGUUCCUGCCCUACUCCUCACACCCGCUGAAGCCGACUGCUUUCCCAGGAGGGGGUGGCGAGGGCGAGGGUACGCGCCGCUGCCGCCGAGUUUGAAUAUUGGCCCGUCUCACGGGUUACUGAUUAGCUCGGGCUUUCAAGCCGCAGGAGGAAGCUUUGGCCGCUCCUUUCAAGGUGCUGUGGCCCCAGUUCCUGGGCGAGGGGUUCCAGGAAAUUGCCUCUGGUGCCAGGCAGGCCUAGGUGUUGCGGGGUCUGGAGCUGGAGGAGCUGCCGAAGUCGAGGGGCCCAGCGGUACUAGGAGCAAACGCGGGGUCUCUGCGGCCCGAGGCUCUGGCGCCUUGCGAGUCUGCCUCGCAGGAGCAGCCCUUUCAGCUGUUCAUCAGAGAGUGACUUUCUGGCGGCUGGAAGGCCCGGCCCAGUGCAGGAGCCCCCAGGGGAGUGCUCCCUGAAAGUCCUGGGCCCCUCGGAGGUUUUUCUUGCCGACAAUCGGAAGGACAGAUGGAGAGGGGAAGGCAGCUGUACAGAGGGUUGAAACCUUUAAGGGCUCUUAGGGUGCCCAUGGGCCUGGGGAGAGGGAGCUGAGGGCCACUGCUCCCCUCUCCAACAGAGAAGAUGCCAUUCAUUUGCAUAAUGGAAAUGUCUUUGUACCUUGCUUUGGAGGAGUCAAUUUUAAGGCAGUGUUCCCUGUAAAUUGCUCUCAAAGAUUGGGAGAGGCCACACUGCUCCUCUGGGAACAUAUAUGUUCCCCAAACCCGGAGAAUCGUGGAAUCUAGAGGAAGAAUUGGGUUGAGAUGUUUGAAUUCACCCCACCCCAAUCAGAGUUGAGAUUGGGGUGGGGGAAGUUGCCCACAACUCUUAAGAGCUGGGAGUGGGAGAGAGCUUUGCAGCUAAGAGGAAGUGGGAAGCCUGGACAAUGUCUUAAUACCCCUCCCCUCCAAACACCUACUGGCAAAUAUCCUCCCUGAGAUUACCAGUGCAGGAGAAUUCUACUCUGGAGCUGAACAGAACUUCGACAUUUACCGGGGAGCUGGAAUGUGUGUACGUCCACAGGACCACAGAUUCACAGCUCAGGAAAUCACAGUUAUAAGUCCUGCCAAUGGGAUUUCUAUACAAUCCUUCUGUUGUGUAGGCAAGACUUAAAACACAUUUACAUCCACCUCUCUGUACACACACCUCCUCCUUGAGCAGGGAGAGACAUCCCAGACCAGCAGAUGGCUGUGCCCACUGUGUAUUUAUAUGUUCCCUCCUGGAGACAGACCGACGACGGUGGAUGCAACCACAGACAGAUUCAUAGAGAUCUGACUCCAGAAGUCAGGCAGCCUCUGGCCCAGCCCUGCCUGCCUGCUCUUUCUCCCAAACAAACGGAUCAGACGAAUAAACGCUCAUAAAUACCUCUGGGCUUAGAUAAGAGCGAUGAGGCGCUAUUUCCUUUCAUGCCCGACUCCAGGCGCCCAGGCCCUGCCUUUGCGGCUCCAUCUCACGACAGGCAACCUGCAGAGGUGAGGUUAAUUUGGGGCUAUGACUCUAAGGAUAAGGCAAUUGUUUUUGUGCUUCUAUCAUAGGGGAAGUCUUCUCCCUUACUGAAUCUUAUGUUAUCCAGGCUUCAUGGGAAAGGCCAUACCAAACAGUCCUAGUUUGAGGACACUGUGACCAGAAAGGAGGAAGGGAGGGCUGAGGCCCAAGGCCCAGCCUCAGUAGCAAGGAGGAGGGAGGUACACAAGGCACUCUCUCCACCUUGCUCCUCCAGCCCAAAUGUUCUCCAUUCCUUUCCAGGAGUGGGCCUAAUCACAGCUGGAUUUGAGCACUUAUGACUGCAUCAUUAGGAGGCUACAGUUUAUUUUUUAAAAUCUUGACAACCCUCCCCUCCAAAGAGGGGCUAGGAAGUGGUUGAUGGGACAACCAGGAAUAGCCACUUAACCAUGAAGGCACAGCGGAGAAGUUGUCCUAAGUUUAGGGAGCCUUGUGGGCCACUUUGCAACAACCAAGUUCCAUCCCUGGUCACUAACCUCAAUCCUUUACCACUUUUCCUAGUGUCUUGUGCCAUCUUCAGUGGGCAGAUUUGGCCUACAAAAAGGAGUCCAAAGAACAAGUCAGAGAAGGGUCAGCCUGGUCCCUUCAUCAUCAGGUUUUGUCCCACAUUCUGGCCCAUUCCUGGCCCCAGGUCCAAAGCUUGUCAUCCUUUAUGCACAUUAGAAUGUUGAAAAUGCACUGUGGUUCAGUCUUCCAGUCUGGUUCCAAUGCUCAUUUUCCUAAAAUAAGAGUCAGAGAUGUACACACUCUCUCACACCAAAGCUUGUAGGCAGCAGGCUGGUGAUACAUAUAUGAGAGGUGGGAGGGAUUGUAGAGAUGCUGAGAGACAGAAGGGUAGUGAGCAUCUGUAGAGGGGAUACGGAAUGAUAGUGGUAAGCUGCCUGCUGCGGCCCCAGGAGGACCCAACCCUCCCCUUUAUAAAACGAAACAAAAACCGUCUUGAGAAAGAAUUAAUUAAAAAAGAACUGUCAGCUUCUGGAGAGACCUGGGAAAGGAGCGAUGGCUCCUCUCUUCCCAGUGGUUUAUCAUUGUCUCCAAAAUCAGGAAGGUUUGAAGACCUGAAACUGGAGGAGGAAAAAUUUUCUUUCCUGUACUUACUGAGGCACCUUUGAUACCUAAGAAUUUGUAGCCCAGGAUAUUCUAAUGUCUUUUGGGGUAGGAAGUGGGGUGGAGGGAGGGUUUCAGGCAGGAUAGGGAUCAGACAAUCCUCUCACCCCUCUUCUCCCUAUCCCCUUCUUCCCAGUGCCCCUUCCUGUGCCAAGAGCAAGCAAUACAUACUAGAAGCAGGCAAGAUAUCUUGGGCAGCCGCAGCGGUAGCCUUCCAAGAAGCUCCUAGCCUAGCCGCAUAGCAAAAGGGAGAAGCUUUUAGGCUCAGACCCUCCUCCCAAUUCCCAGUCUUCUGGGUCCUCUGGCCUGCCUCUCAGACUACAAGAGCUGUAAAGAGGCACGAAUAAUAAGCCCAGGCUUGGAGGAGAUGGAGUAGGUCUGAGAAACAGGAAAAACGGUUUUCAAAACCUGGGAAGGAGACGGUUUCUUCUUCUUUUGCUUCUCGAUUUCUGAAAGCGAUGCUAAUCAGCGGAGAACUCUUCUCUCCUCCUACCAACACAAAACCCGAGAAACCAGCCUUCUCCUUUAGUUCUCUUCUAGGGAGACUGAGAUUCCAGAUUCCGAGAUAUUUAUCCACCUUCCCUUGAGGGAAUGGGGCUCAAGCAAGUCAGGGGUUAACUUUUCUGAAAACACAAUUAACUUUUUCCUAUUCUGCGUGGGGAGGGGAGGGAUAUAUUUAUUUAAUCACUGGAGGAUGGGGUGGUCUCAAUCCAAGUGCUCCCUCCUCCCUCAAAGGCACAGACGCCUCUUUCGCAGAUCCUACGUAGGUGGAACGGGACGCGUUGUGCUGUUGGGGAGAGAGAGAGAGAGAGAAAGCAGAAGGAGAAGGAGGAAAAAAGGUUGAUAGGUUUGUGCGCGGGUCCCUCGCGCGGGCUGCGCUCCUCCUGGGUGCUAUUUGACAAUUCCUGCCUCUGCCAUUGGUCAGUGUUGGAUCAGAUGGUUGUAUUUCCUUCUGGCCCUCACUGGCACCUCGCCAUCCCCCCUCAGCUAAAACCCAAUCUCAGAUAUACUACUAAUAGGCGCGGCGCUCGGACUAUAAAACACAACAAAUCAUAAACCCGGCGGAGCAGCAGCGGCCGCGCGCGCCUCCCCUCCCAAUGAGUUCCUAUUUCGUGAACUCCACCUUCCCCGUCACUCUGGCCAGCGGGCAGGAGUCCUUCCUGGGCCAGCUCCCUCUCUACUCGUCGGGGUAUGCGGACCCUCUGAGGCACUACCCCGCGCCCUACGGGCCCGGGCCCGGCCAAGACAAGGGCUUUGCCUCUUCCUCCUAUUACCCGCCGGCCGGCGGCGGCUACGGCCGGGCGGCGCCCUGCGACUACGGGCCGGCGCCGGCCUUCUACCGCGAGAAGGAGUCGGCCUGCGCGCUCUCGGGCGCCGACGAGCCGCCCGCGUUCCACCCGGAGCCGCGGAAGUCCGACUGUGCGCAGGACAAGAGCGUGUUCGGCGAGGCCGAGGAGCAGAAGUGCUCCACCCCGGUCUACCCCUGGAUGCAGCGGAUGAAUUCAUGCAACAGUUCAUCCUUUGGGCCCAGCGGCCGCCGCGGCCGCCAGACCUACACGCGCUACCAGACGCUGGAGCUGGAGAAGGAGUUUCACUACAAUCGCUACCUGACGCGGCGGCGGCGCAUUGAGAUCGCGCACGCCCUAUGCCUGACGGAACGGCAGAUCAAGAUCUGGUUCCAGAACCGGCGCAUGAAGUGGAAAAAGGAGAGCAAACUGCUCAGCGCGUCUCAGCUCAGUGCCGAGGAGGAAGAAGAAAAACCGGCCGAAUGAAGGCGCUGGCAGGGGGCGGGGGGACGCGAGGGAGAGGCCUGCGGGGAACGGAGGGCAGCGAAGAGCUCCGGGAAAGGCUCUGCGGGCGGGGGAGCCUGGGGACCUGCUCUCCAGAGCGCGACAGGCGGGGCCCCGCGCUCUCCUGGACGCCCCCGCCCGCAGAGCGCUCCCUGGGCGCUGGGAGGCCGUGCUGCCUGAGCCCAGCCGGCACCCCAGCGCAGCCUCCAUGCCCGCACAACCGCCUCCGCCCGAACAGGCUCCCGCGUGAGAACUGAGGACCGGACUCACUUGAUGUUUCCUGGAAGCAGAGCAAAAUGCUCUUGUCCGUGUCGCGUCUCAUUUCGUCCAUGUCGCCCGUGCACGGUUCAAUGGUAGAUUCGCAGUCCCCUCAGCGGGGGCCUCGAAGACUCCCUGACCCCAGACCUCUCUCCCAGCCCCUCCCCAAAGCCACUGGAAGGAGCACAUACUACCUAGAAGUAAGAAGAGGAGCCUCAGAAGAAAACAAAGUUCUAUUUUAUUAAUUUUCUAUGUGUUGUGUUUGUAGUCGUGUCUUAGUUCUGGACGUGAAAUACUUCGGUAAUAAUAUUAAUAUUAUUAAUAAUGAUAAUAAUAAUAAAGACGUAAAACCUC